AUGAGGCUUUACUCGGCUGCGCUGCUAUCUACGAUUGCAGCCCUCCUGUCGUCGUCCUCGGUGGCUGGGGCGACUGCUGACUUACAAACGACGAAUUGUAUUCGUACACUGUCCGAUGCGCCUGCUAAUAGUGUGACGAAAAGGCGAUUGAGAGCAUCCGAGACAGGGACAAACGACAACGAAGACAGAGUGUUGAACGCUGCUAUUGAAAAGCUCACGGGUCUGGCGAAGGCGGGGGCCUUGAAGAUCAGUAACAUGGAGUGGAAGUUUAUGCUGACGGGGGAAGGUGGGGCUGAUAAGAUUUUAAAGUGGUUUGACCUCGAUAGAGGAAUGAAGAGGGCUCUGGCCAGUCCGAACUUGAAGGUUUUGGAAAGCUACGUGAGAGCAAUGAACGGCAAAAACAAAAUAUCAGUUAUCGGAAUAUUCUCGACGCAUUAUGGAGACGACCUCGUCGCAAAGUCUCUCGUGACCAUGGAGAGCAAGGCUAAGACGCCAGAAGCGGUGAAUACGAUAAAGAAUUUACGCAAGGAUCAACUAUCGGCCUGGAUGAAUAGUGAGAGGUCUGUCGACGAUGUUUUCAACCUGCUAAAGCUUCGUGAAGAUGGCUACAAAGCUCUUGCCAGUCCGAAGAUGGAGGUAUUGGAUGACUACAUGAAAAUGGUGAUCCAGACUAAAGCAGGCAAGGAAACGUUGCUCCAGACCUUAACUAAGGGCUUUGAUGGCGAAGAGAAGUUGGCGAGGCUGCUGGUGCGUGCGAAGGAGCAUUCAAAGUCGAAGGAACUGGCGACGGCCUUGCAGAACGCACUCGUGAAGAAGUGGAUCGAAGCGGACAACAUGACACCGGAUAGUGUCGCUCAUAUGCUUCAACUGGAUCGUAAUCUGGAUGCGCUAGUGAACCCAAACGUACACACUUUGGGGGCGUUUAUCUCGGUUUACAACGCCAGGAAUCCAGCCAGCAAGGCGUCGUUGAUUGGGAGGUUCACUACGCAGUACGGGGACGAUGUGGUGGCACUGGAUCUGGUGUAUGCGAGAUCUAAAUCUGCGAAAAGACCUGUGGCCAUAUUUAUGCAGCAGCAACAGUUCCAGGCCUGGCAAAAGAGCAAGAAAUCGGCGGUUGAUGUUUUCAAGCAAUUGGAUAUUACACCCACGGACUUCGAACCCGUAGUGAGCCCAAAGAUGGAGGUACUGAGCGGAUAUAUCAACGCUCUUAAUGCCGCCAAUCGAGACAAAACCGAUAUGAUCACGGUGCUCAUCCACGGGGCCGACGGGGAAGGCCCUCUUGCACGUGGGGUCGUUACGGCUCUUUGGAAUGCAGCGUCACAGGAUCGGGUUAAAGCCGUCAUCUCCACAGCAGCUGAGUACGAAAAGUUGCUGCAUAAGCGGUGGUAUAGGAGCAAGAUUGAGCCGCCAAGAAUUUAUACGGAUAUUCUCAAAGUACAGGAGACUUCUGCUAUCGGUCUGGACCAGCUGAUCGUAGCCCGAUACGCGAGCUACUACAGCGAUAAGAUCGCUGCUGCUCGUGCUACUCCUUCGAUGGAGAAUGCCAUUCGUCCUAGGCGCUCUUAG
This is a messenger RNA of Phytophthora infestans T30-4, 1566 nucleotides long. Its product is annotated as secreted RxLR effector peptide protein, putative. The coding region runs from base 1 to 1566 and encodes 521 amino acids. The transcript has a single exon. The record is from RefSeq and is a predicted model, not a curated record. NCBI's taxonomy places the organism in Eukaryota, Oomycota, Peronosporomycetes, Peronosporales, Peronosporaceae.